AUGUGUGUUAUCUUUCUUCUUUUUUUUGUUGUUGCUGUUAUUGCUAGAGAUCAUCAUUCGAAUGUUAAUUGGGCGUUUAGGAAUCGUCAUUCUAUAAGAGAUGAACCAUAUCCUUGCGAUCGAGACAUAGGUAUUUCUACAUCUUCAAAUUUAAUUCCAACUUCGACCAUUACUCAGUUAAAUGUUUCAACUACAGCAUAUGUUAGCAUGGAACAAAUUGAAGUGACAUGGACACCAAUAUUGAAUUCAUGUCACGAUGAUUUUAUCGGAAUUUAUUUUGUAGAAACAUCGAUUCUUACAGGUGCUUGUGAUUAUGUUGGCUUUGUAUUCGUACAAAAUCAUACUAGUACAUCAUGGGAAAUGAUCAAUUUACGUCGGCCACUUGAAUUUCGUUACUAUUCACGUAAUCAGAAUUGCUCCAGCAACUAUUCAUUUGUCGGCAAAUCACCCGUUGUUCGACCCCUUAAUGAUAACGAACCAACACAGAUUCAUUUAGCAUAUGCUGAUCGAAUCGAUCAGAUGUUUGUUUCUUUUGUUACUAAUUCAAAUGCUCAUAUACCACGAUGUCAAUAUGGAUUGAAUCGGUUGUCAUUAGAAUGGGAAGCGAAUGGUACGACACUCACUUAUACGGCAUCAGACAUGUGUGAAGGACAAGCUACUGUAUGGGAUCCUCAAAAAUUCAUUGAUCCUGGCUUUAUGCACACAAUUUUACUCAAUGAUCUUCAUCCAUCAACUAUGUAUUUCUACAGAGUAGGUAACGAUGAAGAUGGUUGGUCAUCAGUAUACUCAUUUACCAAUCGUCCGGCAAUAAAUGAAGAUUCAGAAGUGACCGUUAUUGCUUUUGGUGAUAUGGGAUUGGCACCAUUUGCAACAGGCGCUAAAUCAACCAUGGAUCGAGUACGAGCACGAGUAAUUUCGAGUAAUAUAACUUGUCUAUUACAUAUUGGUGAUAUCAGUUAUGCUAUGGGUAUUGGUGUUUUGUGGGAUUCAUUUAUGAGUCAAAUAGAAUCGUUUGCAUCUCGUUUACCGUAUAUGGUCAGUAUUGGAAAUCAUGAGUAUGAUUACAUUACUGGUAAUAAUAAGGAUCCAAGUGGAGCACCAGUUCCUUUUCGUCCUAAAUGGGGUGAUUAUGGUACUGAUUCUGGUGGUGAAUGUGCUGUUCCUAUGGUGCGUCGUUUUCACUCUCCAUCUAAUGGUAAUGGUCUAUUUUGGUAUAGUUUUGAUGUUGGUCCCAUUCAUUUUGUUUUCUAUUCAACUGAACAUGAUUUUCAUCGUGGAUCACUACAAUAUAUUUGGUUAGAGCAAGAUCUUCAAUCAGUCAAUCGUUCUCGCACGCCAUGGCUUAUUGUUAGCUCACAUCGUCCUAUGUAUUCAUCACAAAUAAUACCAGAAUCCUAUUUUAUUAUAUUAAUGUUACAAUUAUAUAUAGAACCGUUAUUGUAUAAAUAUCAUGUUGAUAUUAAUUUUUAUGCUCAUAUACAUUCGUAUGAACGAACUUGUCCAAUGUAUCAACAUAGAUGUGUUGAUGAUGGUAUUACGCAAAUUUUAAUAGCAACGAAUUUUACAAAUGAUGAAUUUAUCAAAUCUCGAAUGGAAAAUGGACGUUACGUUAAUUCAUUUAAUUCACAAUAUACAACAUCUGGUUUUAUGUCGUUUUUAAAAUAUAAGAUAACAACACGAUCCAAUGUACAAUUACCAAAUACAAAAGAAGAACUUGAUAAAUUUUUACCGAUUAUUCAACAUCGAAAACGUGAAGAUCUCAAUCGAACAGUACCUGGUCUAAGAUUUAUCUGGAUUGGACAUGCAUCAUGUUUUAUCCAAAUGAAUAACUUUCGAUUUCUUAUUGAUCCAGUUUUCAGUGAACGAUGUGGUAUGUAUUCACGUUUCGGACCAAAACGUUUUCGACCACCCGCUUUAACAGUUAAUAAUUUACCAGAUGAUCUUGAUGCUAUAUUUAUAACACAUAAUCAUUAUGAUCAUCUCGAUUAUCUUAGUGUAAAAGAUUUAAAUAAUCGUUAUGGUGAACAAUUAACUUGGUUUUGUGGUCGAGGAGUUCGAGAAACGUUAUCGAAUAUGUAUGUUAAGAAUAUUAUCGAACUCGACUGGUGGGAAGAAUAUUUCUUUUUAAAAAAAGAUAUUAAUAUUGCGUUUUGUCCAGCACAACAUUGGAGUCGUCGUGGUCUAUUCGAUACAGAUAAAUCUUUAUGGGGUGGUUUUGCUAUUUGGGAUAAUACAUAUAAAUUUUAUCAUGCUGGAGAUACGGGUUAUACACAUAAUAUUUCAAUUUUUCGACAAAUUGGUCAAAAAUAUGGUCCAUUUGAUUUAAGUGCUAUACCAAUUGGUACCUAUGAGCCAAGAUCAGUAAUGAAAAAUGAACAUGUAUCACCGGAUGAAGCUGUUCAAAUACAUAAAGAUGUUCAAUCAAAUAAAUCAAUUGGUAUUCAUUGGGGUACAUGGACUAUGAGUAAUGAAUAUUUUAUGGAACCACCAAAAAAACUUAAAGAAGCACUUCAAAAUAAUCAUCUUGAUCCAACAUCAUUUAUUGUAUUGAAACAUGGUGAAAUUCUAGAUUUACCCGAAUAA
This is a messenger RNA of Adineta steineri, 2583 nucleotides long. Lineage: Eukaryota; Metazoa; Rotifera; Eurotatoria; Adinetida; Adinetidae. The record is from the annotation of a GenBank genome assembly.